Molecule: messenger RNA, 1428 nt
Organism: Notolabrus celidotus (New Zealand spotty)
Lineage: Eukaryota; Metazoa; Chordata; Actinopteri; Labriformes; Labridae
Gene: pgls
Product: 6-phosphogluconolactonase
Biological process (GO): pentose-phosphate shunt; carbohydrate metabolic process
Molecular function (GO): 6-phosphogluconolactonase activity
Source: RefSeq, a predicted model, not a curated record
AUACUCUAAUGAGGAAGUAGGGCAAAGAAUUACCUCUGCCGACUGAAAAUCCUGCUCAUGAUACUUCUCACUUCAGUUUCGCACAGGGUGAAGAAUUACUUUAUUUUUAUUUUUUAACUGUGCCGUUCAGACCCCAGAGAGUAACUCUUUCAUUCAGAAGGCUUUCUCAUGGCUGGCAGAAGAGUCGUGGUCUGCUCCUCCUCAGUGGAGCUUGGCCCGUUGCUGGCCCAUAUGGUGAUAUCUCGAGCUGAAAACGCCAUCCGCUGUCGUGGCAGGUUCACCUUGGGGCUCUCUGGGGGAAGCCUUGUGUCCAUGCUCAGCAAAGAGCUACUUGCCCUGCCAGACCUGGACUGCAGCAAAUGGCUGGUGGGUUUCUGUGAUGAGCGACUGGUUCCAUUCAAUGAUCCCGAGAGCACCUAUGGACUGUACAAGGGCCAGUUAUUUUCCAAGGUCAAUAUCCCUGAUAGUGGGAUCCCUACCAUAGACUACUCUCUGCCUGUGGACCAGUGUGCUGAGGACUAUACCCACAAACUAAAAGAGGGUGCAUUGUCAGGUGAGGAUUUUCCUGGGUUUGACAUGCUACCGGGUAUGGGCCCCGAUGGGCACACCUGUUCCCUCUUCCCAGACCACCCUCUCCUAGAGGUGAGUACUUCAGUUGUGGCUCCCAUCAGGACUCUCCCAAACCACCACAAGCGUGUAACUAUGACUUUGCCAGUGGUGAACUCUGCACGCUGUGUGGCUUUUGUAUCAACAGGAGGUAGCAAAGCACCAGUAUUGAAGGAAAUCCUAGAGGGAAGAGAAGGACCCGGCUUUCCCUGCAGCUCGUGUUGUGUGCCGACUAAUGGAGAGCUGUUCUGGCUUGUGGAUGACCCUGCAGCCGCCUCCUUAACUAUUCAGGUAGAGAGGCCAGACUCAGGAGCAAACUGUAAUAUGUUAAAUUUGCAAAAUAAAGGAGGAGGGUCAAUAUUGGUGUGUAUAUUUGAAUGAGGGAACUGGAAAUCAUACUGUAGGAUAUGAUACUGAUAUUCUACUUUUACAUAAAUGUGCUGUUGGCUUAGGUAGGCAAGAUUUGGAGAUGGGGGAAUAAGGACCAACCCAAAAACACUGAGGACUCUCUGUAAAUUUCCAGUGUUGCAUUUAGCGGUAUUUUUCUUAGUUUGUGUGAGAGGUCUUUUAUUUCAGGUCGAUUUUUUUUCAAAUUCUUGCCUUUAAAAAGUAUCUCUUAAAUGUACUGUUUUUUAGUAUUUGAUUCCUGAACAAUACUGCAAGUUACUGUGAAAUAUUUGUUGUACUUGCUUCUCAGCAUAGUUGCCUUCACACCCUUCAUACAAUCAAAAAUAGUCACAACCUUGAUACUAACACUAUAUGGUUAUUCCACCUGUUUUCUAUAGAAAUAAAAACAUAAUAAAAAUGUACAUUCAACAUUGA